This is a messenger RNA of Thalassophryne amazonica, 2086 nucleotides long. RefSeq names its product gastrula zinc finger protein XlCGF57.1-like. The record is from RefSeq and is a predicted model, not a curated record. The transcript has 3 exons. The coding region runs from base 68 to 1750 and encodes 560 amino acids. Lineage: Eukaryota; Metazoa; Chordata; Actinopteri; Batrachoidiformes; Batrachoididae.
CGGAACACGCGCUGACUUGACUUGCUCGUGUGAGUGUGUGUGGUGUUGCUCCUCGAGGAGGUGCAUCAUGUCCAGUCUGGAGCUCCUUCGCGUGCUUGUUGGUGAGCGGCUCUCUGCGGCCGCCGACGACAUUGUGGAGGCGGUGAGACAAACUCUGGCGAGCUACGAGGAAGAGAUUAUUCUGUCCAAACGGGCGCUGUGCCGCCAGCGAACUCUGCUGCAGGCGGUUCUACAACCGGAAGUCAAAGUCAACAAAGUCUCAGACCAGCCGCAGCUGACUCUGUCCGUCUGGGAGGAGGACUUCCAGUCAGAACAGAAGCCUCCACAGCCUGAAAGGAGUCAGGAGGAGCCGUGCAGCAGUCAUGUGGAGGAGGACAGCACCCCGAGAUUCAUGUUCACAACUCAAGAAUCCAGUUACCAGAGCGACGACGUCGGGACAGAAGAUCCUCUGACGGACAGUUCAGCCAAGCAGAGUCAAGCAAAUACUGAGGAGGAGAGGAAUCGAAACGAUGUCUGUGAGAUGGAGGAGCAGAGAGAAGCAAAUGAUGACGAUGAGAAUGAGGAGCAGGGAAAUCUAAACGACGACAAUGAGGAGGAGGAGAAGACUUCUUUGAGGUUUUCUCCAGUGGACUGUGUUGACAGUGAGGAGGAGUGGAGGGGCAGCGAGGAGUCCCCGACCGAUGAGAGUGACAGCAAUGACGAAUGGAAAAAACACAAGACCUCGUCUUUACCAGUGGCUCAAAAACCGUGUGCAGCUAAAAAGUUGAAAACCUCAAUUUGUUGUAAAGUCUGCGGGAAAAAUUUUCACGCCAACACUGCUUUAGUGAACCACAUGAUCGUCCACUCCAAGGAUGUCUGUGGUGUUUGUGGGGAAAAUUUCCCAACGGAGGAGAGCUUUGAAAGCCACGUGAAAACGCACGUGAAAGCAGAGAUUUGCAGCUUUUGUGGUAAAUGUUUUGUGGGCCCCCGAGCUCUGUCCAUGCACGUGAGGAUCCACACGGGUGAAAAACCCUUCAGCUGCAGAGUUUGUAAAAAAUCCUUCAGUUUUCACCACAACAUGGUGCGACACGAGAGGGUGCACACGGGGGAGAAGCCGUACGAGUGCAUCAUCUGCAGCAGAUGCUUCAGUGAUUGUAGCACGCUUAAACGCCACAUGCAUACUCACACGGGCGCCGCCAAACCCGAGCACGGACACGGCAGCAGCACGCAGGAGUUGACCACAAAUCCCUCUCUUCCCAAAAAGCAGGUGCUCCGGACCAUAUGCGACGUGUGUGGGAAAAUGUGCGGUAGCGUUGUGUCACUGGUAAAUCAUGUCAAAUGCCACUCCACAGACCUCUGCGGCGUUUGCGGAAUGCGUUUCGAUUCAGAAGAAAACCUAAAACGUCACCUGAAAACUCACAAACGUGGCAAAGUUUGCGACAUUUGUGGCAAGUGUUUUGACAGCAGAGCAAACCUGGAAAUACACAUGCGGAUCCACACGGGGGAGAAACCGUUCCUGUGCUCCAACUGCGGGAAAUCCUUCACCUGCCGACACAAUAUGCUGCGCCAUGUGAGAAUCCACACCGGAGAGAAACCCUACUGUUGUAAGACGUGUGGUCGCAAGUUCAGGGACCAGUCGGCUCUGAGGUAUCACUCCAUAAAGCACACCGGGACCAAGCCGCACCGGUGCCAGGUGUGCUGGAAAACCUUCUACCGCAAGGCAGAUGUCAGGAUUCACAUGAAGAAACACGCCACAGAGAAGCAACUCUGAAGCAGAUUUUAUUUUACAAAAUUUUUUGCACCCUAAAAGAUGUGAAUUUCACUUUUCAGUAUCACACAGCUAUUUUUUCAAAUCAGUUCUAUUUUAUGUAGCUUUAAAGCUGUUUUUCCUAAGAGAAUGAUCUCUUUUAGCUUUUCCUAGAAUGUUGUUCGUUUGGACCUAAACCCAGUUCUCAAAUACAGCAACCAAAGAGGAUGUGGAUUCACUUGUCAUGAUGUUGGUUUGGAAGAGAAAUGACUUCAAAAUGAACGUGGUUUUUAUGACCCUGGAAGGUUGGUUCUAAUAUGGACCACAAUUAGAGGUGGAGCCAUAACAUUUGAAAGCAAA